AGAUAAACUCUCAGGCCAAAAGCCGGGCACCUUUGAUGAUUCGGUAAAUUCUGACGCCUCCGACUCCUGGGUCGAAGUGUCCUGAGUUGCCCAAUGCUACCAGAAUGUGCCGGCGCCGGGCAUCUCAAGGCAAAUGAUUUUCAUACUGAAGCCACAAUGGCGGUGGCACAACGAGUUAAUCUAGACUGGUUGCGGGAUCCGCCACCAACGAAUCUAACACCAUAUCAGAAAUACAUUCGCGAUGUGGACUGGAGCUGCACAACGGCAGGGCCCAUAGCAACGUGGUCGCGAGAGCUCAAGCAAAUGGUCCGCUUCCUUGUGGCCGAUAAGGAACCACGUAUAUUGUACUGGGGCUUGUCACGCACUGUCAUCUACAAUGAGGCCUACAUACCUCUUGUCGGGGCUAAGCAUCCGUAUAUGCAAGGGAAGAACGCGUCGGACGUAUUCCCCGAAUUCUGGGCGUUCUUUGAAAAUCUUAUUACACGGCAGCAGUCUACGGGGGAAUGCUUAAGUGGAGAUGCCGAAAUGUUACUCAUGGAACGACAUGGAUUUCUCGAGGAAACCUACUUUGACUGGAAACUGGUGCCGGUUAUUGGCGACGAUGGGGAGGUCAAAGGGUCUUUGGGCUGUCCUUCGGACAAAACUUGGGAUAUUAUCGCAGCGCGGAGGAGGGACUGUGUCAAACACGUCGCACGACAGAUCGGCAGGACUACCAGCCUCAAACAUCUUUGGGCUGCCACUUUGGAUGGGCUGAGUAUCAACGAAAAGGAUACGCCCUUUGCUCUUCUAUACACCGUGAAGGAGCAAAUGAGUCUUACAGGGCCACCUUCUCGGCCUAACUACACCUGUCGUUUAGAGGGGUCCAUAGGUGUUUCUUCCGAUCAUGCCGUGGCGAAAGAAUACCUCGACGCACAAUACGACCUUGAUGGGUUUGCGCCUAAGGUUCUCGCAGCUAUCACGGCCGAUGAGAUGCUCGUGCUCAAGGCCGACGACCCGCAGGUAAAUUCUUUGUUGAACGGUAUCAGCUGGAAAGGACAUGGACUACCGAGCCACGAACUUGUUAUCGUCCCCCUCAAGGCCGAUGAUGAGAUAGCUGCAUUCUUCAUCAUCGGAUUAAACCCCUACCGAAGAUACAAUAAGCUGUAUCAAGAUUUUCUGCGUUCUUUAGCCGAUGUCAUGGGGCCUCAAAUAUCGAAGCUCAUUCUUGCCGAGGAGGUCCAGCGCCGGGCUGAAAUCGCAAGAAAAGCCGAAUCGGAUUUUGCUCAGAGUGAAUUGAGAUUCGCCAGGUUCGCGGAGCGCUCAACAUUUGGACUUGCGGUUGCUGGCCGUGAUAAACAUAUCACUUAUGCCAACGAGGCUUGGUAUAGCUUUGUCGGGAUGGACCCUGCCCGUUCGGACUACGGUGGGUGGUUAGAGACUGUCCACGAUGAAGAUAUACCACUUGUGCUUGAAUGGUGGGAAAGGGUUUUGGUCGACAAAAAAGGAGGCCAGUUUCAAUAUCGAUCAAAGGUACCUUUUCGCCAAGGAAAUAUGUACUCAGAGCAUCGGACUGCUCUGUGUGCUAUAUACCCUGACCUCAAUGAGGUUCAGAUAGUCGAAAGUGUUAUGGCAUUUAUAAUAGAUAUAUCAGAACUGAAGUGGGUAGAGGAGCAGCUAAAAAUCCGGACCAAGGCUCUGGAAGAAUCAGAGUACAAAUGGAAGCACUAUGCAGAGCACUGCCCGUUGGGUAUUGUACGGACGGAUGGUGAAGGUCACGUUCUUUACGGCAACGAUGCAUGGCAUGCAUACUACGGCUUCACUAGGGGCAAGGUCCCGGGCGCACAACCAUGGCUUCCUUACGUCGACGAGGGCUGCCUCGAGGCAUGGGCAAAAGUCUUUCGAAGUUUACAAACUGAGCCUGGCGCGAAAACUCACGAGCUCAAGCUGAAAAACCAGGUUUAUACUGUCCAGGAAGGAGAUCAUGUUAUCCAAAAUGGCGUAUACAUUUUGAUAACCGGCUUUUCGGAAUUCAAGGCGGACGGCACAUGCGAUUACAUCGACUUUUGGGUUACUGACAUAAGCGCUCAAAAGAUGGCAGCCAAAAUCCUAGCUGACAAGAUGCAUGAAGCAAUCCGUCUCAAGACACACCAGGAACGGUUCAUCGACAUGAUUAGCCAUGAGAUUCGAAACCCAUUAUCAGCGGUCUUACAUUGCGGUGAAGAGGUUAUUGGCGCCAUGAAGACAUGCCUGGACAACAUCCAGCCACUCGUGCCUCAGAAAUGUGAUGGGCGCACCAUGCUUGUACAACAGAUGGAGAAUGCCCUCGAAGCUGCUAACACCAUCAUGUAUUGUGUGCAGCAUCAAAAGCAAAUAGUCGACGAUGUCCUUACCCUGUCAAAGCUCGACGCAGACCUUUUGGUGGUGUCCCCGGUGCCAGUUCAUGCAAUGAGUCUUGUGAAAACUGCUCUUAAGGUGUUCCACCCGGAGCUGAAAAUGACCGACAUCACCCUCUCUGUCAUCGAGGACGAUUCAUUACUAGAGCAGCGUAUAGGGUGGGUGCUACUUGACCCCAAUCGCUUCCUGCAGAUUGUCAUCAAUCUCGUCACCAAUGCGAUCAAAUUCACUCGCACAGCCCGGACUAGAAAGAUAAAUAUUGUAGUAUCCGCGUCACGAGUACGACCCACAGGUGCUGUACUGGGAGUACAUUAUGUCCCUCGACGAUAUGAGCCAGCAACGCCAACAAGUCCUUCCGGCGACUUAGCUGGAGAAUUCAGUGUUUCGGAGGAGGUCUUCCUGUCAUUCCAAGUCACAGAUACCGGCAAGGGUCUUUCCCCAGAUGAAGAGGCUCUCUUGUUUAAUCGCUUUGCACAAGCCUCUCCAAAAACUCACAUCGAGUACGGCGGGUCAGGCCUUGGUCUCUUCAUCUCUCGCCAGAUCACCGAGAUGCUGGACGGUGAGAUUGGAAUGAGUAGCAGUGGUGUAGGCAGUACCUUUGCGUUUUAUGUCAAGACACAGAAGGCCAUACCGCCACGGCGGCCUUCCGUGAGUAUUGAGCCAAUAUUAGAGCUCACUAGGACUCUAAGUUUGAACAGCUCGGCCUCGCCAAUGGUGGUGCCACCAUCGCCUAACGAUGAAGCAGCUGGGACCAUAGACGUAACCCUUGUGACUCCUCCGGAUCCUGACGCCAAGCUCGUAAGCUCGGUUGAGCGGCAUGUUUUGGUCGUGGAGGAUAAUCUAGUGAACCAGAAAGUUCUCUGCAAGAUGCUACGAAACAGAAACUUCAUUGUCAAAGCCGCCAACCACGGUCAAGAGGCACUCGAAGCAAUUCGUAAGUUACAGGAGAUAAGUGAAGGCAGAACGUUCGAUGUUGUCCUCUGUGACAUAGAGAUGCCGGUGAUGGAUGGAAUCGAUUUUACAAAGGAGGUUCGGUCACAAGAGUCAACGGGUCAGAUGCAGGGGCACGUGCCUAUUGUUGGUGUCACGGCCAACGUACGAAGCCAGCAGGUCAGCGCAGCCAUUGAGGCCGGCAUGGACGGUGUGACUACCAAGCCGUACCGCAUCGACGAAUUGAUAGCACAUAUCAACCGCGUUUGCUCACUAUUGGCAGCGGUGACCUGAUUGCAAAGCAUAGAGCGAAGACUCGGGCUGCAAAUACAGAUAUCCGGGUUCAGUGAGGAGAAUGGAACCAUUGUCAGAACAGAAGCUUUGUCGUUUUGGACAAGGUCGUAUGCGGAACACUGUAUAUUGUACGGUGACUCUUUCUGGUAUUAUAUAGGACAUCAGAGCAAUUCCUUCCACAGCAACGACACAAUCAAAUAGUAUGCUUAUCGCCCUAUCGGAUGGAUGCGGGUACCCAUAAAGCUUUGAUUUGUGUCUGCCUUAUGGUGCUUCAGAACUCAGCAGAGAACCUAUGAUCGCACAGGAUGGAGAGCAAAGGCCACGACCACGUUCGGUACUCAGUGUCUAGAUUUUUGAGAUUUAGCACAGUGAAUAUUCAUGUGUGGAGGGAACGGUGUAUGGAUGUUCACAUGUAAAUAUUUCAUUUCAGAAGCAUUUUC
Truncatella angustata is the source of this 4037-nucleotide messenger RNA. RefSeq lists its product as uncharacterized. The transcript is spliced from 6 exons. Gene Ontology annotation, biological process: phosphorelay signal transduction system; phosphorylation. Bases 94 to 3597 code for a protein of 1167 amino acids. Gene Ontology annotation, molecular function: phosphorelay sensor kinase activity. Lineage: Eukaryota; Fungi; Ascomycota; Sordariomycetes; Amphisphaeriales; Sporocadaceae. The record is from RefSeq and is a predicted model, not a curated record.